AGGCAAACGCCUUCCAGAUCGAAGCUGUAACCUCCACCGCGCAUGCGUACUUAUGGAAGGCGCUUGCCAACGAAAAAGCCGAUUAACAAAUUUAAUCCAGUUGUAAAAAAUCCCCUAAUAAUUGUAUCUUUACAAAUUAUUGGCUUUGUUUGAAUCCUUAGUAAUGCUGUGCCUCUCAUUAUGCAUUAGGCGUGUUUGUGAGAUCUGUUCUGUUAAAGGCAAUCUUCAUACAUCCUUGCGUUCAAUUUUUCAGUGAGAUUUAAAAUUUUCUCAUUGAUGUAUAUCAAAAGGAUUUAAAAUGAAGCACAUGUUAAACAAGUGGUUUGCCAGUGUUCAGGAGCAUUCUGGUACGUAAAAAUCGAUCUGAUUUUGUGAUUUACCAUGGAAGUGGAAACAAAUAAAAGUAUGGAUUCGACGGUAGGAAUAAAAAUAUUGAAAAAGAAUAGAAGCACACCAUUUCAAAAAAGGAUAGCGUCAAUUGCCUUCAAAUCGGGAGAUGACGUCACGGACUGGAUGAACGCUGGAAACAGAGCUACUGCCAGCAUCAAGACGCCAAAAUAUGGAUUGCGCAGGCGCCCGCCUAAACUUCCAUCGCCGCUGAUUCGACUUCCAGCCAGCAGCAUUAGUGAUACCCCAACGACAAUGACAACGGACUCCAUUUCACGUUCUACUUACGUAACUCUUCGGGGCUCUAGUAUAACGCCAUAUGCAUAUCUUAAUUCAGAGACAUCUCGAACAAAACCAGCAACAGCGGCAGACAACGAGAUUUUGUCUAGAAAGGAUGCAUCUAACACGGACAGAUCAACGAAAAGCAUCUUGAGUCAAAGGGAAGUUCUGGGACCGAUUAAACCAAAUGGAAAUCAACUACCUCUCAAAGCCCACACUUCGAUGGACAGACACUCCAAUGGUUCUCUGGAAAUCGCCAAAGUUAGCGAAUCUGCGCCAUUACAACGAUCAGAGUCCAAAAGAAACUUGCCUCACCCUACGUUCCGUCACAUGUCCUAUACAAACCGGACAAGGACAUCUAUGGAAGAUGGCGAAUUUAAUAUUAAUCCAGAGCCGGUGCCCUACCAACCCCAAAACUUCAUGCAGUCCGAGUUACCCCGGAUAGAGUCGUCCACAUUACUUAAGAAAGUUCCUAUACCAAAACGUCAUUUAGAUUCCUUUGGGGGUUAUGAAUAUUCAUUAGGUUCUAAGCGCGGAGUGAUACUACACACAGAUCGGUACCAGUGGGAUGCCCCUAAGUCUUUCGAAGGAAUGAGCCAGAGGGACAGACUAAAGGCCGAGCUAGAAUACAUGGAAAGACUGCGUGGGAUAAAAAGGCGACGUGAAAUGUUACCUCAUCGAGCACAGCUUGACCUUCUGAUGGGGGGAAAGAAAGUGGAAUUUUCUGAGAGAUUUGACAUCCAGAAGGAGAUUCAAAAAUUAAAAUCCUUGAUCAUGCCUAGAAACGCCAGGGAUUUAUUUCAUGGAAGGGGCUUUCAACUACCAGACAUGCACUCGUCAAUGAAGCCCCGCCGGCCUCCGAUACUGGAUUACGAUAGUGACGAGGACACCUCAGUUCCCUCUAGUCAUCGUCUUGGCAAGCAGGCUGUUGACCCAGAUACUGGGUUACCCAGACCGAGGCUAAGGCAAAAUGCCGGCCAACUUCCCAGAAUUGACAACAGAAAUAUGAUAGGUUCUACUGAUUCACCUCUUCUUCUAGCCAGAGAAAAGCGCACUGUAGAUCAAAUUAAAGCUAGAAUUAGCAUUCCCGCAGAACUACAGCGAGGCCGGAGACCUAUAUCAAUAAAAUCACAUGACAUGGCGCAGGAAACACACCGGUUUUCAGAGGAGGGGCCUUGGACCCGUGAAAGCUUUGCUCGCCAAGGUCGAAAUUUUGGUAUGAGUCCUGCAUAUCUGAAGCGGUCACGUACAAACAUCCAGUCCAAGAUGGACUCUGUGGUCAACAGAAGCGCCACCUUACCGGAAGCGACCGAUACACAAUUGAAACUCUCGACAAGAAAUGACGCAGUGAAAAGAGUGGAGAUUCCUUCCGGUGGUCAUGUACCAAAAUCACGUGGUGCAGAAAAAGUCGAACCAAUGUUGGACUCGUCGAAGAAUCCACUACAAAUUGACAACUUAAAAGAAAACUUGCCAGAGCAGGAUGUCGCUGCCUUGGAGAGAGUGGAAUCUCGGCUGUCAGGGAGGUCAAAACUUGCGGACAGUCCUAUGAAGGCGCCCACACCGAAUCCUCUAAAAGGGAGUGAACUGUCUCACUUACUCCCUGAGGAACAAAGGGAUGAGCUAAGAAAAGCAUUCCAAAAGUUGGACACAGAUGCAGACGGUCAUUUAAUGUAUCAGCAGGUGAAAUCACAACUUCCUCCUCAGAUGACGUCACAACAGGAACGGUUUCUGAAACAGGUGUAUGAAAUUACCAGUUCCAGUACGUUCUUUGGUGUGGACGAGUUUAUGACCAUGUCAACACUUACUAAAAAAGUACAAGGGCUGAAAGAGGAAGCAGCAGAUAGCUUCGGUAACCUUGACUUCUCUUCGCUACAUAACAACAUCGUCAAAUAUGUGGACUUGUUCCAGUCUGUAGAUCGGAAUCAGCGAGGUAAAAUCUCGCUGGAAUCUCUCCAGGAAGUCCUGUCAACGGCGCAAGAAACUGAUCUGUCAGCAGACGACAAAGCGUGGAACAAGAUCCUCGACGUCAUAGAGCCUGAAGAGGGAGUGAAAAUUAGCAAGAUAGAAUAUCUGGCCCAUAUACCGUACUUUCUGACACUUAAACUAAAACCCGGUCCGGGGUCCGUCCCCCAUGCAGGCCGAUUCCAGUGAUACCCUCACUAUAAAACGCAACCAACAAUGAACUAUAUAUUUUAUCAUUAAGUAUUUCUAAUCAUUUCUGACAAUGGAUUUCCCUUUCCAAAUUAUUUUUCCUGUAACUACCAGUAUGUUUGACAAACAUUAAAAUACUUGUACCGUUGUUUACCAAAGCCAAUCUGUGAUAUCAACAAACACGUCCAUUAUUUUGUACAUUGUGUGUCUUUAUGUCAUUUAACCUGUUCAUUACUAUUAAAUAUAUAUGUAUGUUACAUUGUAUGCCAUUUCAUGUAUGAAAUGAAUAUUUUCUUACCUUAA
Messenger RNA from Saccostrea echinata, 3120 nucleotides. RefSeq lists its product as uncharacterized. Bases 382 to 2817 code for a protein of 811 amino acids. Gene Ontology annotation, molecular function: calcium ion binding. NCBI's taxonomy places the organism in Eukaryota, Metazoa, Mollusca, Bivalvia, Ostreida, Ostreidae. The transcript has 21 exons. The record is from RefSeq and is a predicted model, not a curated record.